AUGGGAUCUUUGGCUGAGACACAGCUCACUCCAGCAAAAAUCUCAGACGAAGAGACCAACCUCUUUGCUAUGCAGCUCGCCGGAGCCACCGUGCUUCCGAUGGUUCUAACAUCGGCUUUAGAGCUUGACUUGCUCGAGAUCAUAUCCAAGAAUGGCGGUCAACUGUCCCCCUCCGAGAUAGCUUUCCAUCUUCCGACCAAGAACCCUGAUGCUCCAGUCAUGGUCGACCGGAUCCUCCGGUUGCUUGCGGCUUACUCUAUCUUGACCUGCUCUGUUCGUAAGCUUAUUGAUGGCGGUGUGGAGCGUCUGUAUGGACUGGAACCAGUCUGUAAGUACCUGACUAAGAACGAACGCGGAGUCUCACUUGCUGCACUCUGUCAUUUGAACAGAGACAGAGUCUUUAUGGAGAGCUGGUACCAUUUGAAAGAUGCAGUUCUUGAAGGCGGAGUCCCAUUCGACAAGGCAUAUGGUAUGGACGCUUUCGAGUACCAGGGGGUCGACCCGAGAUUCAACAAAGUGUUCAACAAUGGAAUGUCGAACCACACAACCAUCGUCAUGACCAAGAUUCUAGAAACCUACAAGGGCUUUGAGGAUUUGUCUUCAUUGGUAGAUGUUGGUGGUGGCAUUGGAGUCACUCUCCGUAUGAUUGUAUCCAAGCACCCUGACAUCAAAGGCAUCCUUUAUGAUCUCCCUCACGUCAUUAAGGAAGCCGUCGCCUAUCCUGGUAUUGAGCAUAUCGAGGGAGAUAUGUUUGUGAAUGUUCCUAAAGCAGAUGCCAUCUUCAUGAAGUGGAUAUGUCAUGAUUGGAGCGAUCAACACUGUUUGAAAUUUCUGAAGAACUGCUACAAAGCGCUCCCAGAAAACGGUAAAAUGAUAGUGGCAGAAUCUAUACUUCCGGUGGUGCCAGACUCGAGCCUCAUGACAAAAGAAGUUGUCCACAUGGACUGCCUAAUGUUGGCUCACAACCCCGGAGGCAAAGAACGAACUGAGGAGGAAUUUGAGGCCUUGGCCAAAGCUUCUGGCUUCCAGGGAUUCCAAGUUGUUUGCAGAGCCUACGGUACUCACAUCAUGGAAUUCCUCAAGAAUAUAUGAAUUGCGUGAAAGAUACAUGAAUGUUUCUUUCGUCUCCUUUUGCAUUCAGAGUUUUGUUUACAUCUCCAUUGUUAAUAUCUUAUCUCUCUUUGGUAUUCAAAUCACUAUGUAUGUCAUUGUUGUUUUUGCUGGAAGCUUCAUUGCUUUGUAUGUAAUUGUAGUUUAAACGCUUGUGAAAGUGUUGAUAUAUAAGAUACAAAGCUGGUUUUGUUUCUGAGGUAUCUUCAUAUCUCCAUUUCUAUGGGUAGACUAGAGAGUUAGACAUAGUUACACGUUUUAUAUA
Messenger RNA from Camelina sativa (false flax), 1375 nucleotides. RefSeq names its product flavone 3'-O-methyltransferase 1-like. Gene Ontology annotation, molecular function: O-methyltransferase activity; protein dimerization activity. NCBI's taxonomy places the organism in Eukaryota, Viridiplantae, Streptophyta, Magnoliopsida, Brassicales, Brassicaceae. The record is from RefSeq and is a predicted model, not a curated record.